Mastomys coucha (southern multimammate mouse) is the source of this 856-nucleotide messenger RNA. RefSeq names its product homeobox protein Rhox5-like. The coding region runs from base 149 to 784 and encodes 211 amino acids. Gene Ontology annotation, molecular function: DNA binding. Lineage: Eukaryota; Metazoa; Chordata; Mammalia; Rodentia; Muridae. The record is from RefSeq and is a predicted model, not a curated record. The transcript is spliced from 6 exons.
UCUCUGGAGGAAAAGAGACGCAAGGAGAAGGGACAGAAGUCGCCAUACUUUGGAGAGAGAAGAGGCAAAUAGUCAUCUCCUUGCACAAACCUUCAAGAUCACCUCCUGCAUUCCCAGCUGGACAAGAGGAAACAAAGAGUCAUCCAGUAUGGAAGCUCAAAGCUCCAGCAGCGAUGUCACUGGGUUCCUCUGCCUGGGAUUCAAGGAAGACUCCGAAGAACAGCAUGAUGUGAAAGCAGAGGCUUUCUUUCAGGCUGGAGAGGGGAGAGAGGAGGAAGGUGCCCAGGGCCAACCUGGAAUGGGAGCAGUGGGAUCAGAAGGCAAAGGAGAAGAGUUAAAUGGAGGAGAAGGCCACUUUGGUCCUGGUGCUCCAGGUCCUGUGAGUGAUGGGGACAAGGAUGGUGGCACCAGGGCUAGUGGCGAGGAGCAGGAGCAAAAGGAGUCAGUUGCAGAGGGCACGGAGAGCCAGAAAAAUGUAAAGCCGGAGGAUAAGCAGGUGCCCCUCCAGCGCCCUAGACUCACCCAGGAGCGACUGAGGGAACUGGAGACCAUUUUGCAACGUGGUGAUUCCUUUGAUGUCCCAACAAGGGUGGAUCUUGAUAGAUUGAUGGAUGUCUGUGUGUCCAGAGUGCAGAAUUGGUUUAAGAUUAGGAGGGCGGUGUACAGAAGAAACAUGAGGAGGGCAACACCGAUCCCUGAACAUUUUAGAGCAACAUCCGAGUGCCCUGCUUGUCGUGGAGCAAGAUGGGGAGAAAGAUGUCCUUUUGCGACACAGAGAUUUUGACCACAUAUGCCAGCCAUGACAACUCUUACUUUUCAGCAGUUCUCUCAGCAAUAAAGAGGUAGAUUCUCAGCA